Messenger RNA from Conger conger (European conger), 2634 nucleotides. It is a transcript of the gene kiss1rb, whose product is annotated as KISS1 receptor b. Gene Ontology annotation, molecular function: G protein-coupled peptide receptor activity. Gene Ontology annotation, cellular component: membrane. The transcript is spliced from 5 exons. The record is from RefSeq and is a predicted model, not a curated record. Gene Ontology annotation, biological process: neuropeptide signaling pathway. The coding region runs from base 1502 to 2590 and encodes 362 amino acids. Lineage: Eukaryota; Metazoa; Chordata; Actinopteri; Anguilliformes; Congridae.
AUAAAAAGAAGCUGGAAAAAGAAGUUGAGGGGGGGGAAAUCAAGAAAAGGAGAAUUAGGAAAAUGGACUGUCCUUCAAGCGUCAGUUAGAAACCACGUCAGUUACAGACGUGGCAGAUGGGCUGGAGAUGGACCCACAGGUCUCAUUUAUACGUCACGCUUCCGAAAAAAUACUUCUGCAAAGGACACGCUGAUGUUUCCUUGCUCAAAGGAAAGUUUGGGAGUCCCUACCCUCUACUUCUGGCUCCUAGAAGGAACAUUUAAGAGGUUGGAAUAAAGAUGGCAGAGCUCCAUCGAUUUCUGGGUGAGGUGCAAGGAAAGGGGGGAAAAAGAGGAGAAAAAUAAGAUUGGAAUGAGCCCAUUGUUUCUGAGAGAGAACCUAAGACCUAUUCCUCAUCACAUUUAAAUGAGUCACAGUUCCACAGGAUACAUUGAAAUGUGAUUAAUGCUUUUCAGCCUGGUGGAAAGAGUCCACACACUAAUGCAAUCUCAUAAAUCAUGAAAUAAAUAUGAACCUUGCACAAAUAAAAUGAUAAUUCACAAAUAUAUGUUGCAUCUUUCAAAUAGAAUAAUUGGUUAAGAUCAUAGGUUAGGGGUCAUUGGUUAUGUUCUUCUCACAAACCAAUGAUUACAUUAAUGUAUUCGGCAGAGAUUUGUUUCUGCAAGAAAAUAUUUGUGAACCAAUUGUUUUGUAAGAUACAAAAUAAUAAUUUGUGAAUCUCAUUUGUGUAUAUACAAUAACCCAAUAUGGGUAUCACUGCCGCCUCACAGCAAGGAGGUCCUGGGUUCAAAUCCCCGUCGGUCGGGGCCUCUCUGUGUGGAAUUUGCAUGUUCUCCCCGUGUUUACGUGGGUUAACUCCGGGUACUCCAGUUUCUUCCCACAGUCCACAGACAUGCAGGUUAGGCUGAUUGGAGAGUCUAAAUUGCCCAUAGGUAUGAGUGUGUGAGUGAAUGGUGUGUGUGCCCUGCGAUGGACUGGCGACCUGUCCAGGGUGUGUUCCUGCCUUUCGCCCAAUGUAUGCUGGGAUAGGCUCCAGCCCCCCUGCGACCCUGUUCAGGAUAAGCAGGUUAAGAUAAUGGAUGGAUCGAUGGAUGAUCCUUAAGGCCAAGGCUGAAUAGUAUCAGACAGGAAGUUCCUCUCAGGAAGUGCUGCCUUGCAUGACUUCUGAAAACUGCAUUCUGACCACAAUGUCACACUUCUUCGUUCAUGUCAAGGACAGGGUGUGAUUCAUCUACUGUCCACUAGAGGGCAAGCAUGAUGAGCAAACACCUACCGCAUCAAAGUCACCUGUAGCCGAGGGGGGUGAGGAGAAGGAGGAGACUCACAGCCCUAUAUUAAAAGCAGGGGACAAACUGAUGCUCUGGCUUUCCAUCACAGCAGAACCCCAUGGGCUGCUGCCCCACCACACUCCCAUUGGUUGGGAUUCUGAGGCUGCUGUAGGCUCAGUUCUGUAGAACUGGACUUGCUUCAAUUGGCUGGGAUCCUCAGGAGGCUGGUUGCCAUGGGGGACGGAGGGUACGCGGGACCACCGAACGGCACCGUCGGUCCACCGUGCGCCCAGGACGCGGCGUGUAACGGCUCGAUGCCUGCGGCCCAGAGUCCGCCCCUCCUGGUGGACGCCUGGCUGGUUCCGCUGUUCUUCGCCCUCAUCAUGCUGCUCGGCCUUGUGGGAAACUCUCUGGUCAUCUACGUGGUCACCAAGCACCGGCAGAUGAAGACGGUCACCAACUUCUACAUCGCAAAUCUGGCAACCACUGACAUCCUGUUCCUAGUGUGUUGUGUUCCCUUCACUGCGACCCUCUACCCACUGCCCAGCUGGGUGUUUGGGGACUUUAUGUGCCGACUGGUCAACUACCUUCAACAGGUGACGGUGCAGGCGACCUGCAUCACGUUGUCGGCUAUGAGUAUCGACCGCUGCUAUGUGACAGUUUAUCCCUUUCAGUCUCUACGCCAUCGAACACCGCGCAUGGCCAUGACUGUCAGCAUCGGCAUCUGGAUAGGGUCAUUGGGACUCUCUGUGCCAGUGGCUGUGUACCAGCGGCUGGAGUCGGGCUACUGGUACGGCCCUCAGGUGUACUGCACAGAGUCCUUCCCCUCCCCCCAACACCAGAAGGCCUUCAUCCUCUACACCUUCCUGGCUGUGUACCUUCUCCCGCUGCUCACCAUCUGCCUGUGCCACGCCUUCAUGAUUAAGCGCAUGGGCCAGCCUGCCGUGGAGCCCACAGACCACAGCUAUCAGGUUCAGGUGCUGGCGGAGAGAACGGAGGCGGUGCGGACCCGGAUCUCCCGCAUGGUGGUGGUGAUGGUGCUGCUCUUCACCGUCUGCUGGGGCCCCAUCCAGCUCUUUAUCCUGUACCAGGCCCUCCACCCGGCCGUGCGCCGGAGCUACGCCCUGUACAAGCUGAAGAUCUGGGCCCACUGCAUGUCCUACUCCAGCUCCUCGGUCAACCCCAUCAUCUACGCCUUCAUGGGGGCCAACUUCAGAAAGUCCUUCAAAAACGCCUUUCCUUUCAUCUUCAAACGCAAGGCCAGGAGAACAGGGGGCGCCUCAGCCAACACAGAAAUGCACUAUCUUUCAUCUGGAACAUGAAGGAACACAAAGGCCACACUGCAUGGCACACACACACACACACA